This is a messenger RNA of Acomys russatus (golden spiny mouse), 530 nucleotides long. It is a transcript of the gene Psenen, whose product is annotated as presenilin enhancer, gamma-secretase subunit. Gene Ontology annotation, cellular component: gamma-secretase complex. The record is from RefSeq and is a predicted model, not a curated record. Gene Ontology annotation, biological process: Notch receptor processing. Bases 82 to 387 code for a protein of 101 amino acids. The transcript has 3 exons. NCBI's taxonomy places the organism in Eukaryota, Metazoa, Chordata, Mammalia, Rodentia, Muridae.
ACGUAGUUGUUCCUGAUCUUUGCGCCUGUCCUUUGGAUCUCGCUCUGCAGGACCUUAGGACCACCACGCUCCAGCGCAGCUAUGAAUUUGGAGCGGGUGUCCAAUGAGGAGAAGUUGAACCUGUGCCGGAAAUACUACCUAGGUGGAUUUGCGUUCCUGCCUUUUCUUUGGUUGGUCAACAUUUUCUGGUUCUUCAGAGAGGCCUUCCUCGCCCCGGCCUACACUGAGCAGAGCCAAAUCAAAGGCUAUGUUUGGCGCUCAGCUGUGGGCUUCCUCUUCUGGGUGACUGUCCUCACCACCUGGAUCACCAUCUUCCAGAUCUACCGGCCUCGCUGGGGUGCGCUGGGGGACUACCUGUCCUUCACUAUUCCCCUGGGUACUCCCUAAUGUCUCCUCAAGCUGGUGAUCUGUCCUUUCUCCCAGGGUGGGCUUCUCUGCCCUACGCUCUUUCUCCAACCCUGAAGACUGUUUCCCCCAUCUGCCCCCAAUAAAGGACCCUGACUUUAAAUGCUGAGUUCUCAGCAUCUUCU